Messenger RNA from Dicentrarchus labrax (European seabass), 1121 nucleotides. RefSeq names its product trace amine-associated receptor 4-like. Bases 31 to 1053 code for a protein of 340 amino acids. Gene Ontology annotation, biological process: G protein-coupled receptor signaling pathway. The record is from RefSeq and is a predicted model, not a curated record. The transcript is spliced from 2 exons. Gene Ontology annotation, cellular component: membrane. Gene Ontology annotation, molecular function: trace-amine receptor activity. NCBI's taxonomy places the organism in Eukaryota, Metazoa, Chordata, Actinopteri, Moronidae.
AGAGCUCAGCAGCUUCUCUUCUCUCUGAUAAUGGAAGAAGUUGAACUCUGCUUUCCACAACUCCUCAACGCCUCCUGCAGGAGGCCGGAGCCUCCUCAGUCUGAGGAUCUGCUCAUUAACAUCCUGCUGUUCUUCAUCUCUGUGCUUACUACCGCUCUCAACCUGCUCGUCAUCAUCUCCAUCUCCCACUUCAGGCAGAGAUCAACCUCUCAGCUUCACCAUGUUUACUGUUAUAUUAUAAACCAGCAGCUCCACUCCCCCACCAACCUCCUCCUCCUCUCUCUGGCUGUCUCAGACUUCUUCGUUGGCCUCCUGGUGUUGCCGAUUGAAGUUCUCUUUACAAGGACCUGCUGGGUCCUGGGUGACCUCGUGUGUGCUCUGUAUUUCUUCCUACCGGUAACCCUCAUCUCUGCCUCUGUAGGAAGCAUGGUGCUCAUAUCAAUCGACCGCUAUGUGGCGAUUUGUGACCCUCUGCAUUACCCCACCAGAGUCACUGACAAACUAGUUACUGUCAGUAUUUGUCUGUGUUGGAUCUGCUCUGUUCUCUACAGCGUUUUUAUGUUAUAUGACCACCUGAAACAACCAGGCAGGUAUAAUUCCUGCUAUGGAGAGUGUGUGGUUAACAUUGCAGGAGAUGUGGACCUUGUUGUUGCCUUUAUUAUUCCCAUUACAGUCAUUGUAGUUCUGUAUAUGAGAGUGUUUGUGGUAGCGGUGUCUCAGGCCCGUGCCAUGCGCUCUCAUGUUGCAGCUGUCAAACUCCAGUUUUCAGUGACUCUGACACAGAAAUCUGAGCUGAAAGCAGCCAGGACUCUUGGCAUUGCUGUUGUAGUUUUCCUGAUUUGCUAUUCUCCGUACUACUGUCUCUCUCUCACAGGUGGCAGCAUCUUAGUCGGUUCUUCAACUGAGGCCUUUAUGAGCUAUCUGAUGUACUUUAACUCCUGUCUGAACCCUGUGAUCUAUGCCUUGUUCUACCCCUGGUUUAGAAAAGCUGUUAAACACAUAGUGACGCUUCAGAUCCUGCAGCCUGACUCCUGUGAAGCCAACGUACUUUAGAAAGACAUUGUGCUGUAAUUAAAAUGAGACCUUUUUCUUUCUAUCAUUAAAGCUCCCCUCCACUCAUG